Salvia miltiorrhiza (redroot sage) is the source of this 2829-nucleotide messenger RNA. RefSeq names its product disease resistance protein RPH8A-like. Gene Ontology annotation, molecular function: ADP binding. The transcript is spliced from 2 exons. The coding region runs from base 95 to 2731 and encodes 878 amino acids. Gene Ontology annotation, biological process: defense response to other organism. Lineage: Eukaryota; Viridiplantae; Streptophyta; Magnoliopsida; Lamiales; Lamiaceae. The record is from RefSeq and is a predicted model, not a curated record.
GCCAUUUCCAUGACUUCUACAAUUUAAAAUCAAUGCACACUGCAUACUUUUGAAGAAAACCAAAGUCAUAGGUAUAAUCUCAGAUCUAUCAAAUAUGGCAGCGGAGGCGGCGAUCUCAGCUGCAGUCGAACUGCUGGGCGAUCAGCUGAUCCAGAAAGUUAAAUCCCUACGAGGCGUAGAGGGAAAGGUGGAGUUGCUGAGAGAGGAGCUGAAGAGGAUGCAAUCCUUUCUCAAAGACGCCAACAAAAAGCAAUUUGAAGAUGAGAGGGUGCGUAAUUGGAUCUCGGAUAUCAGAGAGUUAGCUCAAGAUGCCCAAGAUACGAUCGAGAUGUUCCUUAUCAAUGUUGAAAAUUCAAGGAAUAGGAAUUUUCUUAAAAAAUACGCUAGCUUCGCCAAGCGUAUGCACCAGCUCGACAAAAUUGGAGAUGAGAUUGAGUCGAUCCGAGCUAGGCUUGAUGCCAUUGACAAAAGCCGCGAGAGGUACGGGAUCAAGGAUCUCGGAGACGCAGCCGAGUCGGCAUCGAGAUGGGAAGUUGAAUCGCGGCGGCGGUUGACUCCUUGGCAAAAGGACGAACACCUUGUGGGCGUUGAAGAUGAUGUGAAAACGCUGCUGCAAGAAUCAAUUCUGUGUGAGAAGAAAGGGCUUUGUAUUGCAUUUUUAGAGGGCAUGGGCGGGAUCGGGAAAUCAACACUCGCCCGGGAAAUAUACAACCACCCCGACGUCGUUGCUGGUCCAUUUGAUCGCCGUGGUUGGGUUGUGGUGUCGAGUGAAUUUACACCACUAGAGACGAUCAAGCAGUUUCUCUUGCAGCUGCAAAGGUCUGAAGAAGAUAAACAAAAGCUGCUUGACGAAAUCAAGAAACUGGAGGAGUCGAUCAAGGAUAAGCUGUUCCUCCAAGACGAGCUUAAACAAAUGCUUCAUAAGCAAUUGGAGGGCAAAUCAUAUUUCAUAGUUCUCGAUGAUGUUUGGGAGAAACAACAUUUAGAAUCUCUCAUCAUUGCUUUCCCAAAUCAACAAGAUAAAGCAUGUAGAUUAUUGGUAACAACUCGCAACAAGAUUAUUACAAAGUAUGAUCAAUACGUGCACAAGAUGAAGGUUUUAGACUCCAAAAAGAGCUGGGAAUUGUUGUUGAAGAAGGCAUUCAUUGGUAGCACAAUUGGCAAAUGUCCAGAAGAAUUCGAGAGUGUGGGCAUACAAAUCUUGGAAAAAUGCCAUGGUCUACCAUUAGCUAUCAGCAUGGUAGGAGGUUUACUCGUGGGAACACAAACCAAGAGUGGAUGGGAACAAGUUCUUACCCAAAUAAACUCUUAUUUGGGAAGGACUGACAACGGCGUAUCAACAAUUUUGGAGUUGAGUUAUCAGAAUUUGUCUCCCCAAUUAAAAUCAUGCUUCUUGUGUCUAGCCUUUUUCAAAGAAGACUUUACUAUCCCAACAAAAAGGCUGGUAAACAUAUGGGAUGCACAAGGCUUGAUCCAACAGGAAGGAAGCAGAACAACUGAUGAGAUAGCAAGAGGUUAUAUAAAUGAGUUGAUCAAUCGAAACAUGCUUCAAAUUCAAGAUCUAAACAUGAAUGAUCAAGUGAAAAGUUGUCGCCUUCAUGAUCUUGUUCGCGAGGUUUGCUUAAGAAAAGCAAAGGAGGGAAUAGGUCUGGAGAUAGUAAAGGACGAGGAGGGGAUUUCAUCAGAAUCACCAUAUAAACCUCGCCAUCGUGUUGUCUACGGCAAAAAUCUUGAGACUUCCUCGUCGAAUCGAAAUAAGCACGUACGCUCUCUUUUCCUACUCUACGUCCCCAGUGUCGACAAUAAUUAUAUUACCACUCCAUCUCAUUAUUGGAAGAGCUAUCAACUCCUUAAGACACUUGAGCUUGACGGCUUUACCUUUGAUAGAUUACCCCACUCUUUUCGGUCAUUGGUUGGAUUGAAGUGCCUGAGAAUAUACAAAUCUGACAAAUCUGACCUUACCUUAAUGAAGCUCCCAAGCUGGCUUGAUCAUCUUAAAAACCUCGAGGUUGUUGACUUGAAAUUAUGCAUAGUAUAUUUCCCAAGACUAGUUUCAUUGAAAAUGAGCAAGCUACGUCACUUUAGUGCAAAUAUUGCCCGUGGACCGACAAAGAUAAACAUGUGGAAAAAUAUUGAGUGUUUGAGAUUCAUAGACCACAAGGCUUGGAUGAAGUGCAUAUCAACUCUAACGAGUAAUUGCUAUCUUCGGGAACUAGGCAUACGAUUUUAUGAUCAGAUAGAGCGUGAAGAGUUGAUCAAAGUGAGAGCGUCGUUGGAGAAGAUGCAGAACCUUGUCAUACUUCACUUAAACGUGCUUUAUCGUGAAGGUACUGAUAUAUCAUUAGCUGUGCCGCAGCUCGCCAAUCUCACCAAACUUAAACUGCAAGGUAAGAUGCCCAAAUGUCCAACUGCGAGUAUGUUCCCUCCAAAUCUUUCUCACCUCACGUUGAUUGGUUCCGAGCUACAUGAUGAUCCGAUGGCAGAGCUGGGUAAGCUUCCAAAGCUGUUCUUCCUCAAGAUACAAUAUAUCGCUUACGUGGGCGAAACGAUGCUAGUUUUGUGCGACGGGUUCCCCUGCCUCGAAGCCCUGGUCUUUCGAAAUUUGUUUGCACUGAAGGGCGUCUUCAUAGAAGAAGGUGGAAUGCCGAAGCUCAAACAUCUCCGAAUCCGUCAUUGCCCCAAUCUCAAGACUAGGAAACUGCCGCAACACAUCAACAUAUUUACUGAAUAAACUCAAGCUUACUUUGCUUAUCUUUUGUUAUUCCUAUGUAUAUGUUUAAUAAGAAAUGGAAUGUUUUUUUAAUAUUCAUACAAUUUGACCCAUUUGUA